UCGCCCAGAAAUGAGCCAAUUUCGAGCUCUUUUUGUAGUGGUUUUUGCAGUUUUUGCAGUUUUUGGAACACACGGAGCACCGAAUGUGAAAGCCACUACCUCCGCCUACUCCGACGCCUUUACUCGCAAAUAUUUUCCAACAAUUUUUGCGUCGACUGAGGCGCCAAAUGCGACUAAUUGUUUGAAUCAAGUUUUUACAAACUACGAACUUAGAAAACACAUUAACGUAAAAUGCGACAAAACGGACGGUCUAGACACGUGUUCCGGGCUGACAUUGGUAUCACACGAUGAUAAGGCGAUUAUUAUGGCUUUUCGGGGAACCAAAGGAAAACUGCAAUUGUUGGUGGAAUCCGAGGAAGUUCUCUACAAUAAUAAGACAGCUUGGUAUGGUGGUGGAAAUGUCGGAUUUUAUUUCGCACGGGCGUUCAAUUUAAUUUGGAACGCUGGAAUGAAGGACGAUUUCAAUACUUUGAACCAUAUGUACCCGGGUUAUGAGGUUUGGAUUGGCGGCCACUCGUUGGGUGGUUCAAUGGCGGCUUUGGCUUCAAAUUUUGUGAUUGCCAAUGGCCUCGCCACGUCUUCUCGCCUGAAAAUGAUCACAUUCGGCGAGCCCAGGACAGGUGAUAAGGCAUUCGCCGAUACUCACGAUCAGCUGGUACCGUACUCUUACCGAGUAAUCCACAAAAGGGACAUUGUGUCCCAUAUUCCAUUGGACGGACAAGCUGGGUUCCAUCAUCAUCGCAAUGAAAUUUGGUACGACAAUGAUAUGGCGGAGAAUGCAAAGUACAAGGAAUGUGAUGCUCAGGAGAGCCCACUGUGCUCGGAUGGACAUCUAGACUAUGUAAUUUCGGACCAUCACCACUAUUUCGGAAUGUACAUGACUUUCUAUGGACGCAGAAAUUGCACCGGCGACCCGGCUAAUUGAAUUUUUGCAUAAAUUCUCAAAUUUUAAUCUUGGAAUAAAAAAUUAGAACUUC
Molecule: messenger RNA, 977 nt
Organism: Caenorhabditis elegans
Lineage: Eukaryota; Metazoa; Nematoda; Chromadorea; Rhabditida; Rhabditidae
Gene: F58B6.1
Product: Fungal lipase-type domain-containing protein
Exons: 7
Coding region: 11-925 (304 amino acids)
Biological process (GO): lipid metabolic process
Source: RefSeq, marked reviewed